Molecule: messenger RNA, 3750 nt
Organism: Wallemia ichthyophaga EXF-994
Lineage: Eukaryota; Fungi; Basidiomycota; Wallemiomycetes; Wallemiales; Wallemiaceae
Product: Rho-type GTPase-activating protein 1
Exons: 5
Coding region: 1-3750 (1249 amino acids)
Biological process (GO): signal transduction; actin cytoskeleton organization
Cellular component (GO): cytoplasm
Molecular function (GO): protein binding
Source: RefSeq, a predicted model, not a curated record
AUGACGAUUGAAAUAUCCGCAACACAUCCACAGCCAACGCAUCCAGGCUUAAUCAGAGUCGUGAAAUGCCCAGGCGAAUAUAUGUCAUACGCUGUAGCUGAUAGAGAUAUAGAGAAGAAUCAAGUGCUUUCCUACCUAGACAAGGCGACGCUUGCAAAAAACGCGUAUACUUCAGUACAAGUUUCUCCUACUGAACACAUUGAAUUGAAUAGUGAUUUGGUUUACAUAAAUCACAGCUGUGAGCCAAAUGUCGCGUUUGUUGUCGGUAUUGGCGGCGGUGUACACGAUUAUUACUUGAAAUCACUCAAGAAUAUUUCAAAGGGCGAAGCUUUGGAAUUCUUCUACCCAUCCACUGAAUAUUCCAUGUCGCAGCCAUUCAAAUGUUUGUGCAAUACAAAGUCGUGUUUAGGGGAGAUAAAGGGGGCUGAAUCUAUUGAUAAGGAUACACUCAAUCAAUUCCCCCUCAACGACCACAUUAAAUUGUUAAAAUCUUUUCCUAGUAUUUUAAAUCCCCCGCAAUCCCCACAGUCUCCACAAUCUAUUCAAAUAUGCCAUCAAUGUAAUCUCCCUAUGUCUGGUCAGUUUGUUAGAGCCUUGGGUAACAUCUACCAUCUCGACUGCUUCAAAUGCCACGAUUGCGGCGUCAUCGUUGCCAAUAAGUUCUUCCCCAUCCAAUCCAAGGACGGCAUUUCCUCACAUCCCCUCUGCGAAACUCACUAUUUCCGCCGCCUCGACUUGAUUUGCGCUAACUGCGAUAUGGCACUGCGCGGUUCGUAUAUUACCGCAUGCGGAAAGAAAUACCACACAAAUCAUUUCACUUGCUCAAUCUGUAAUUUAGUCUUUGGUCCAAAGGAUUCUUACUACGAGCAUCAAUCUCAUGUAUACUGCCACUUCCACUACUCAACUCGCUUCGCCAUCAAAUGCUCUGGCUGUAAAACCGCUAUCCUCAAACAAUUCGUCGAAAUUAAUCGAAAUUCUAUCAACGAACAUUGGCAUCCUGAGUGCUACAUGAUCAACAAGUUUUGGAACGUUAAAAUUGCUCGUCCAAAUUCUAUAACCCUAUCUCCACUCGAUGAAGAAGCACUGGAAUCCCCUCUAGCUCUCAUAGAUAAGCAAAAAAGAAUGGAAGAACAUGUCUUCCGUAUUUGGACUGUUUUAUCCGCUUUCGAAGAAUCCUCUGCUGCUUGCAUUUCUGAAAUGCUUAGACAUGUUUCAACCGGCGCUUACAUUACUGCCGUUAGAAUGGCUGGCAAGUUUAUCAUUCACGUCGAAGUUUUAUUCGCUGCAAUGGAUAAAAUCGAAGAUUCUUUUCUUAAAGAGGACAUUAAGAGUCCUUCACAUUACCGCGAAGCUCGCAUGCUAUGUCGCAAAACUGUUUCCUUCCUUUCCAUCCUCUCACACACCCACGAAGCUGGCUCACGUAGGAUGGGUAUCACCAAAGAAUUGCUAUCGCUUGUUACCGGCCUCGCUCACUACCUCAAAAUCCUUAUUAGGAUUGCUUUGACCGCUUCUUUAAAGCUAGAUCGUGAUUAUACGGACAUUGAAGCCCUACCUGCUUUUCUCGACAAGCUUUCUCUUCUCCUUCAAGACCCUAUCUCAUCCGCACAACAUGACAAUCCCAACGAUGACCGUUAUCUUAAGCAAGUCCCCUACGGCUACAAAUCCAUGUCUAUCUCCUCCAAGAAAUCUUCCAUCGUAGGCAGAGGUAUAUCAUCAGAAAAUCCCACCGAUCUUUGUUUCGCUUGCAAUAUGACAGUUGAAGAUGACUGUAUUAAAUUUGGUACGUCGUUAAGGUGGACAUUGGACUGUUUCCGUUGCGAUGGUUGUCACCGCCGACCCAUCCUACCAAUACGCUCCGUGCGUGACAGACAGAAGGACCGCGAGCGUCAAAGAGACAAGCGCAAGGAGCAAGCUGCAGAGUCAGGAUUGGCGUACGAGAGUUCGACUGACUACGAUUCAGAUAUUGCAAAGUUGGAAAGGGCGGGUACGUCAGACGGAGGACGCCGCCUUGCCAUUGAGGAGUACUACUUGUCGAGACCUGAGCCGGCUACUCUGUCUAUACCACCAGGUGCAUCUAACAGGGCUGUGCUUGCUGCGGAGAAAGCUGCUACCAAGGUUGUUUGCACGUCAUGCAAGCACACCGUAACUUAUGCAGAGAGAGGCUUCACGUUUGCGACCAAACUGGAACAGUAUUCUUACCUACUCAACGUCGGUCUUACACGCCUCUUUAUGGUUCUCAAGACUAGGGGUGUUGUGCCCUCGAAACCAAGAAGCGGCGGUCUGGAUUCCAAGACAAAUGAGUCUGAGAAAGCGUUGGAGAUGGCUGACGAGCAGAAGAAGAGAGAUCGCGAAGCCCAGAAUGCAUCCAAGGAGGUGUACGAUAGCUGGCGCGACAGUUCGGAGCUGAAGAGGAUACGUCCACAAGAGUUGGAGCUGGAUAGGAAGCUGUCAGCAACAGCACGCCUACCGAGGAGAUCGACUGUGGUUGAGUCGCCUAUUGGCAGUUCAGCCGUGCCAUCCGACCUUUUCCCGUCGCCCUUGAACGACAAUCCACCCGUGCAGGAGGCUGAAGUGCAGCCCUCGCAUCCUGUCCUCACCAUUAAGCCUGAGACGGGUGUGCGCAUCGUCCACGAAAACGCCCCCAACGUCAUCUCAGAACUCAAGCCGCAGUUCUCUAAGCGGGACGACAACGAGAUUGUCUAUACAUCACAGACGGAUAAGUCUUACGACAGCGAUGCCGUGUCGUUGGUAGACAUGCCACAGAUUAUGGAGGCGAACCAGGCGCGCGAGCAGAGGAAGUCGCUGUCGCGGGCGAGCAAGAAUAUACUCAUGACUGAGUUAUCAUCGCUAGAAGCGCUCGUUGUGAAACACGCCGCACUCUAUCUGCUCGAGCGGUCGGAGAUGUCAAAGCACAUUGAGAACCUUGACGACCUGCUCGACUUGGUGGAACAGAAGAAGGCGAAUACAUUCUGGGGCAAGUUCUUCAAACCGAAGAAGGAGCAGAAGAAGACGGGUAUUUUGGGUUGCACGCUUGAUCAGCUGGUCGAGAGGUCGGGCGUGAAGACGCAAAUGACGAAUGGGUCAUAUAGAUUAACCAUACCACAGCUCUUCGACGACCUUCUCAUGGCUAUGCGCCAGGUGGAUAUGUCUGUAGAAGGGGUGUUUAGAAAGAAUGGGAAUAUACGGAAGCUGCGCGAGUUGGUGGAGGCUAUUGAUAAGGAAGUCUAUACUGGUAAUUUGACUGAAGAGUCGCCCGUGCAGCUGGCUGCGCUGCUCAAGAAGUUCCUCGCUGGGCUGGGUGAUCCUAUUUUCCCACACAAGCUGUACAAGCUGUACACUAACUUGCAAUUGGAGAUAGUGGACGAGACUACGCGCAAGAGGAUACUACAUCUGCUCAUCACACUCUUGCCAAAGUCACACAGGGACCUGCUCGAAGUACUCUUUGUGUUUCUGAGAUGGGUGGCAUCGUUCAGCCACGUCGACGAGGAGACGGGGUCAAAGAUGGACAUACAGAACCUUGCAAUAACAAUCGCACCCUCGGUGCUAUACCCGCCUCACAGCCCAUAUAAUCGUGAAGAUACGAUCAUUUGCAACAGGUCGAUUGCAGAAUACCUCGAAGACCAGGAUGACUUCUGCUGCGUACCAGCAGAAAUACUGCCGAUCUUACACGACCAUGAACUGUUUUCUUUUACAUCGUCAGAGAUAUCACGUAAGGAUAUCAGGAGAAGGUGUGAGCAGAUAUUUAAUUGA